Messenger RNA from Papaver somniferum (opium poppy), 411 nucleotides. RefSeq lists its product as uncharacterized. NCBI's taxonomy places the organism in Eukaryota, Viridiplantae, Streptophyta, Magnoliopsida, Ranunculales, Papaveraceae. Gene Ontology annotation, biological process: regulation of DNA-templated transcription. The transcript has a single exon. The record is from RefSeq and is a predicted model, not a curated record. Gene Ontology annotation, molecular function: DNA-binding transcription factor activity. Bases 1 to 411 code for a protein of 136 amino acids.
AUGACAGCCUCAACCACCACCAACAACAAUGACACUGGCAAUAGUGACUGCAGCAACAAAGGCAAGUACAAUGAAAUUUACCUCAAGGCAACUGUCAGCUGUGGAGAUAGGCCUGAGCUGUUCAUGGAUCUCAUUGAUGCCUUAAAAGGUUUAAAGAUGUUACGAACUAUAAGAACGGACAUAGUAACCUUAGGUGGUAGGAUCACUCUUAACAUAGUUUUGAUCAGUAUUGAAAAUCAAGAAAGUAGCAGUAACAUAAUUGGAUUGAAUUCACUAAAACAAUCACUUAGAGCUGUUUUGGGUAGAGUUAUUACUUCUUCUUCGUCGUCACAUUGGACAUCUACCAGCGGUUUCUCAAGCAAGAGGCAGAGACUUUUGUUCCCGCAACAUCACUCCGGUUUUCCUUGGUAA